This is a messenger RNA of Carica papaya (papaya), 1185 nucleotides long. RefSeq names its product F-box/kelch-repeat protein At3g23880-like. The record is from RefSeq and is a predicted model, not a curated record. Lineage: Eukaryota; Viridiplantae; Streptophyta; Magnoliopsida; Brassicales; Caricaceae. Gene Ontology annotation, molecular function: protein binding.
AUGGCAUUAGCUGACAAGUCUUGGCUAGAAAGCACAGUAGCUCAUAUACUGCUCAAAUGUCCAACUAAGAGUUUGAUGAGAUUCAAGUGCGUUUCCAAGUCAUGGUCGACUCUGAUACAAUAUCCAAACUCCAUAUCUAAAACCAUUCUCUUCAAUGCCAACAAUAAAAAUAUCUACAGUACCACCUCUCAACUCCUCAUUAGUCGUAUCAAUAAGAGUCCUAACCCUAAUGAUAAGGAGCCUGUUGUGUUUUCUCUCUGCCCUUACCACAAUCUUCGUGAAAUGUCUACAACUGAAUACCUCCCUUUCGUCCACUCACCUGAUCGUGGGUCAACAAGAGUCAACCUUGUAGGCUCAUGUAAUGGAAUUGUGUGUUUACAUGAUCAUUAUGGGGAUAAUUUUAUUCUGUGGAACCCUGCAACUAGCGAGUUAAAAAUCCUCCCACCACCUAGGUUUCAGUAUUUUAACAGCAAGGGGAUAAAAACUUCUGCUGAUGUAAUUCUUUCUGGGUUUGAAUACCUUCAAGAGAGAAAAAACUACAAGGUGAUAAAACUCAUGAAAAUUUCUGAAUUUAUCAUGGCAACUUCUGUAGGAGAUCAUUGUAUAGAAAUCUACAGCCUAGAAGAAGAUUCGUGGAAGAGAAUCCAUGUUCAAGGAAUGGGUGUAGUUGAUGUUUUUAGAAACUCAAGCACGGUGGUGAAAGGAACCUUAUCUUGGUUUACUGUAAAUCAUACUAAUGAUGAAGAAAGAAUCGUUACAUUUGAUAUGGGUAAGGAGGUUUUUUCGAAGACUAGGCUGCCUGAUAAUAUCAAUAGGUUUUCUUGGUUCAUUUGGUUCUAUCCAUUGGGUGACUGUUUAACAGUUUGUGUUAGUCAAGGGGAUAGUCGGAGGGUGAACAACAGGUGGUGGAUUGACGUGUGGGUUUUGCUUGAAAUUGGUGUGGAAGAGUCUUGGAGUAGAUUAUAUAGAAUUGAUCCAGUUCCUGGGUUAUAUUGGUGUUGGUAUCCACUGGGAUUUUGGAAGAAUGGCAAGGUGUUUCUUGAUAAUGGCAAGGGACAGGUAGUCUUAUAUGACAUGGACACCAAAGAAAUCACUGAUCUCCGAAUCCAAGGAGUAUAUAGAACCAUACAGAUUGUUACUUACAAAGAGAGCAAGGUUAGGCUUGUCAAAGACAUUUUGGAUUAA